AUGCAGCCACCAGAUCUCACUGUUGUUGUAGGGGCAGCUAACCUCAGCCUCCUACUGGAGGAAUAUAAGCUGGACGGUUUGAUCAUCUGUAGAGGCUUUGACAGGUUGUACAUGGAAAACAGUAUUGCUCUGAUCCAGCUCAGAGCUUCCAUUGACUUCAGAAAGGAAAGAAACCUGAUCCGCUUGCCUUUCAUGCAUGACUAUGGCAACACUGCUAGGGAGGGAAUCACAUGUACAGGAAUGAAGCUCAUCAGCAGAGAGCAGUGCUUGGAGCAAAUCCCAGAGCUAGCGGAGAACAUGCUGUGUGCUGAGAUGGAGGAAGGGGAAAGAGGUACCUGCCAGGUAAACAGUGGUGGACCUUUGGUUUUCAGCUACUGGAACACCAUGAGAUUCCAGGUCAGCAUUGUUGGCUGGAGAGAUGAUUGUAUGGAAAAGCCAAGCCAUAAGACCUUAACAUCUGUUUACAGCUAGCAUGACUGGAUUGAGACUGAGUGUGCCCUAAGUAGCACAUCUUUCUUCAUUGAAGCCAUGGAUACGGGUGCAAAUGCCUGGGUGGAUCCUUCCAGGUCUGAGACACAGCUGGUGUUUCUUGAGUGUUGUCUCCUGUUAUAG
Colius striatus (speckled mousebird) is the source of this 612-nucleotide messenger RNA. RefSeq names its product serine protease 55-like. NCBI's taxonomy places the organism in Eukaryota, Metazoa, Chordata, Aves, Coliiformes, Coliidae. The record is from RefSeq and is a predicted model, not a curated record. Gene Ontology annotation, molecular function: serine-type endopeptidase activity. Gene Ontology annotation, biological process: proteolysis.